CGCCUCUUUCCCAGGAUGUCCCGCGCUGUCGAGAAAAUGGCGGCGGCCACGGUGCGGUUCUGGUGGCUGCUGGCGGCGGCGGCGGCGGCCGGGGCGGGGGCCGGGCCGCGCACCCUGGUGCUGCUGGAGAAUGGCAACCUCCGGGACACGCACUCGCUCUUUUUCCGCAGCCUGGCCGACAGGGGCUUUGAGCUCACCUUUCGGACUGCAGAUGACGCUGGCCUCUCCUUGAUCAAGUACGGGGAGUUCCUUUAUGACAACCUGAUCAUCUUCUCGCCGUCCAUUGAGGAUUUUGGAGGAAACAUCAAUGUGGAGACCAUUACUGCUUUCAUUGAUGGUGGUGGCAGUGUCCUGGUGGCCGCCAGCUCAGACAUUGGUGACCCACUGCGGGAGCUGGGAAGCGAGUGUGGGAUAGAAUUUGAUGAAGAAAGGACAGCUGUCAUUGACCAUCACAAUUAUGAUGUAUCAGACCCAGGCCAGCACACGCUUCUAGUAGCAGAUGCUGAAAAUCUCCUGAAGGCCCCCACCAUUGUGGGGAAAAAGGCACUGAACCCCAUUCUCUUCCGAGGAGUUGGGAUGGUGGCUGAUCCUGACAACCCACUGGUGCUGGAUAUCCUGACUGGCUCUUCUACCUCAUACUCCUUCUUCCCAGAUAAACCCAUAACUCAGUAUCCACAUGCAGUUGGGAAGAAUACCCUUCUGAUUGCUGGACUCCAAGCAAGGAACAAUGCUCGUGUUGUUUUCAGUGGCUCUCUGGAUUUCUUCAGCGAUGCUUUCUUUAAUUCUGCUGUGCAGAAAGCUACUCCUGGCUCCAAACGGUAUUCACAGACUGGUAAUUAUGAGCUGGCUGUUGCUUUGUCCCGAUGGGUGUUCAAGGAAGAAGGCGUGCUGCGUGUUGGGGCUGUGUCUCACCACCGUGUGGGAGAGCUUGCACCUCCUAAUGCCUACACCGUCACUGAUCUGGUGGAAUACAGCAUUGUAAUAGAAAAGCUUUCUGAUGGGAAGUGGAUCCCCUUUGACGGAGAUGACAUCCAGCUAGAGUUUGUCCGCAUCGAUCCAUUUGUGAGAACUUUCUUGAAGAGAAAUGGUGGCAAGUACAGUGUGCAGUUUAAGCUCCCGGAUGUCUACGGAGUGUUCCAGUUUAAGGUGGACUAUAAUCGGCUUGGUUAUACUCACCUCUACUCCUCUACCCAGGUGUCUGUGCGUCCCCUCCAGCACACGCAGUAUGAACGCUUCAUCCCCUCGGCAUAUCCAUACUAUGCCGGGGCCUUCUCCAUGAUGGUGGGCCUCUUCAUGUUCAGCAUCGUCUUCUUGCACAUGAAGGAGAAGGAGAAAUCUGACUGAGCUCCCUAUGGGAGGAAGAGCCUUUUCCCUGGCACCAUGCACAGAUGGGCAGCUCUCAGGGCCCUUGCUGUAACUGAGGACUGGUAGGUGGCAGCCCUGAUUUGGUCUUUUUUUUUUUUUUUUUCUUUUUCUUUUUUUAAACAUGUGGAUUGACUAACAAUAGAGAAGAUGAACCAGAUAAUUGUGGAGAAUCUGUCAGAAUGUUUGAAAAUGUUGAAAUGUGAUGACUCUGGUAUCGUUCCUGGAUUAGCUCACAGUGCUGCUGUUUAUCUUGCCCCUUGGUAGAAAUGAUUUUGGUUUGAGAUUAAUUCCAUUGUUAAAAUAAAGUCUUAAUCUUCUCACUGUGUAUUGAA
This is a messenger RNA of Coturnix japonica (Japanese quail), 1697 nucleotides long. RefSeq names its product dolichyl-diphosphooligosaccharide--protein glycosyltransferase non-catalytic subunit (gene DDOST). The record is from RefSeq and is a predicted model, not a curated record. Lineage: Eukaryota; Metazoa; Chordata; Aves; Galliformes; Phasianidae. Gene Ontology annotation, cellular component: endoplasmic reticulum membrane; oligosaccharyltransferase complex.